AUGGACGACAAGCAAAUCCCCAUCACCCACUCGGACUCUCCGGACAACAGUGGUCUCGACGUCCUCACCGGCCAGGACGACCUCGAGAACACUGGCAAGACGAGAUGGCAAAAGUUCUGGCCUGCAUUCGCUUGCGGUUCCGGUCUGUUCUCCGACGGUUACCUGCAAGCGUCUAUUGGCCCAGUCAACCACUGCUUGGGCUUGCUGUAUCCCAAGCAGUACGAGCAUAGCACCUACCACCAGAACAUCACCGCCAUUGCCUUCGCCGGUACCGUGGUUGGGCAGCUCUUCUUUGGUUACACCUCCGACAGAUACAGCCGCAAGAACAGCUUGCUCGCCUCCACCAUCAUCCUCAUCGUCUUCGCCGCCCUUGGCGCUGGUGCUUGGGGCGCCAACGGCACCGUCAACGGCCUGCUCGCAGCCCUGACUGCGUACCGUUUCCUGCUCGGUAUUGGUAUCGGUGGUGAAUACCCUGCUGGCUCCGUUGCUUGCGCCGAGGCUACCGGAGAGUUGAAGUCCGGCACUCGUAACCGCUGGUUCAUCAUGUUCACCAACGUCGCCAUUGAUAUCGGCUUCGUCGGUGGUCCCCUCAUCGCCAUGAUCAUCUCCGCCGGCACCAGCAACUUGACCGUCGUCUGGCGUACGACUCUCGGUCUUGCGGUCGUCCCACCCUUCCUCCUCCUCUACCUUCGAUUCAAGCUGAAGGAGCCUGAGUCGUACUCGCGCGAGAACUUCAAGCGUGGCAAGACACCCUACUGGCUCGCGCUCAAGUUCUACGCCCCACGUCUGCUCGUCGUCAUGACCAUCUGGUUCAUCUACGAUUUCCUGACCUACCCAUUCGGCAUCUUCUCCACCGUGUGGAUUGCAGACAUCACCCCCAACCCCAAGCUCUGGCAGACGUUCGGCUGGUCUACCUUGAUCAAUUUGUUCUACGUGCCCGGCGCUCUGCUCGGAAGCAUUCUCAGCGACAAGCUCGGCCCUCGUCUCGCCCUCAGCAUCUUCGUUGCUGCCCAAGGCAUCGUUGGCUUCAUCAUGAGCGGCACCUACCAAUGGCUCCGAAUGCCCCAGAAUGUCGGCGGCUUCGUCGUCGUCUACGGCAUCUUCCUCAUGCUUGGCGAGAUGGGCCCGGGCGACAACAUUGGUCUGAUUGCAGCCAAGUCCUCCAGCACCGGUAUCCGUGGCAAGUACUACGCCAUCGCCGCCGCCACGGGCAAGAUCGGCGCCUUCGUUGGCACCUACGUCUUCCCCAUCAUCGAAGCCGACGGCGGCGGGUACUACGCCACCAAGGGCGGCCAGUACCCCUUCUUCACCGCCAGCGCCCUCUGCCUCUUCAGCGCCUGCAUCGUUUGGCUGCUUCCCCACAUCGACCAAGACACCAUUACAAAGGAGGAUGCGCGAUUCCGGGCCUACCUUCUCGAGAACAACUUCGACAUCUCCCAGAUGGGCAACGUCGAGUGGCAAGAUAUCCGACGUGAGUCAUUGGUCCGCACUGGACAUGAGGACAUCAUCAAGUCCGAGUAG
Messenger RNA from Neohortaea acidophila, 1521 nucleotides. Its product is annotated as MFS phospholipid transporter-like protein Git1. The record is from RefSeq and is a predicted model, not a curated record. Bases 1 to 1521 code for a protein of 506 amino acids. Gene Ontology annotation, cellular component: plasma membrane. The transcript has 2 exons. Gene Ontology annotation, molecular function: carboxylic acid transmembrane transporter activity. NCBI's taxonomy places the organism in Eukaryota, Fungi, Ascomycota, Dothideomycetes, Mycosphaerellales, Teratosphaeriaceae. Gene Ontology annotation, biological process: transmembrane transport; carboxylic acid transport.